Messenger RNA from Gloeophyllum trabeum ATCC 11539, 1512 nucleotides. RefSeq names its product amine oxidase. Bases 1 to 1512 code for a protein of 503 amino acids. Gene Ontology annotation, molecular function: oxidoreductase activity. The record is from RefSeq and is a predicted model, not a curated record. The transcript has 9 exons. Lineage: Eukaryota; Fungi; Basidiomycota; Agaricomycetes; Gloeophyllales; Gloeophyllaceae.
AUGCACGUAUGUCUUCCGCUGCUUACCCUUCUCUCUCUCGCCCUCUCCCUGACCCAUGCGCUUCCCGCCCCUCCGCCGUCACCCAAGACCAACGCAACCGUCCUCAUCCUCGGAGGCGGCGUGGCGGGUGUCACUGCCGCACGAACUCUCUCACAGCUGUCCCCGUCCACCUCCUUCCUUGUCAUCGAAGCGCGCGGGGAACUAGGUGGGCGACUGCAGUCGCACACGAUGGGCUCCUACACGGUUGAACGUGGCGCGAAUUGGGUGCACGGGACGCAGACGCGCGACUUCGAGCGGGUGAACCCGAUAUGGGAGAUGGUGAAGCGGUGGGGGGUCCGGACAAUGUAUAGUGACUACUACGGGAGCAUGACAACAUACGACGAAACUGGGCCUGCGCCCUUUCUGCCUCUCCUCAACGCCUCGCUCGCAGCUUAUGCGGCUCUCGUCACCCACGCUUGCCCUCCCGCUUCAUCUACCUCUUCGGAAUGUACCUCCGAUUCGUCAGCAAGAGAUGGCUACGAAUCGCUAGGCUUCCAUCCCGAGACACCGGCAGAGAAGGCGGUCGAGUAUUAUACUUUCGACUGGGAGUAUGCGGACCGCCCAGAGAAGACGAGCUGGUGGGCGAGCGGGCUGAGCAACAACCACACAUAUGAGCCCAGUGCGGGCGGGUUCUCCCCCACGAACCACCUUUCUGUCGACCCGCGCGGCUUCAAGCAUUUUAUCCUUGCCGAAGCGCAGUCUUUCCUCGACCCGGCGCAAGUCCGUCUAAACUCUAUGGUGAAGGAGAUCCGCCUGAAGGAUGAAAGAGUGGAAGUCGUGCUGGAGAGCGGGGAGGUGUUGACAGGCGAAUACGCUCUGUGUACGUUCUCACUCGGCGUGCUGCAAGCGGGCGAUGUGAGGUGGGACGAAAGGCUCAUCCCGCACGGUGGGUGGAAAGAGAAGGCGCUGGCGGGGAUGGACAUGGCAACGUUCACGAAGAUUUUUCUCCAGUUCGAAGAGAAGUUUUGGUUCGACACCGAGUUCGCUCUGUAUGCGGGUCAGGAGCGAGGGUAUUAUCCCGUAUGGCAGAGCCUCGACCACCCGAAGCUGUACCCCGGCUCGGGCAUCCUCUUUGUCACUGUUACUGGUGACUUCGCAAGGCGAGUGGACGCUAUGUCAGAGAAAGACGUGAAGAGGGAAGUCUUGGAGGUACUAGGACGAAUGUACCCGAACGUCACGAUUCCCGAGCCGAUCGCUUUCCACAUCCCGCACUGGCUCUCUGAUCCACUGUUCCGAGGCUCCUAUUCAAACUGGCCCGCCACCUUCACACGCUCGCAGCACGCCGCCCUGCGGGCAAAAGUCGGCGGGAAGAAGGGGAAAGUGUGGUUUGCGGGUGAGCAUACUAGCGAGCAGUGGUUCGGGUUCUUGCAUGGAGCAUACUAUGAGGGGCUAGCUGUUUCAGAGGAGAUGGUGAGGUGUAUACGUGGAUGGGAAGGAUGCAUAGAUGUCAGAUAUUUUGCAGAGGUUCUAUAG